CGGGGCUUAAAAAGCCGUUAGCUUACUGGCUAACAUUUGUAACUGUUGCUGUAUUUUAUGUUGAAUAAUUAUCAACUGUUUAUAGAAAACCACACAUUUUUAUACGGGUACUUUUUCUAUGGGCUCCAAGAGACGCCGCAUUGCUUCUCCCUCCAGCAGUGUGAGUGGAGACUUUGAUGAUGCCACUUCAUCAACUCCAGCCAGCAGCUGGAAAAGGAGGAAGACUUCUAGUGCCACAGCUGUUGAUCAAAUUGCUGUUUGCAAUGAAUUGUACAACACUAUCAGGGACUACAAAGAUGAGCAAGGGAGGCAGAUAUGCGAGCUCUUUGUUCGUGCACCGAAAAGAAGGAAUCAGCCGGAUUACUAUGAGGUAGUGAGCCAGCCUAUUGACAUGAUGAAGAUCCAGCAAAAGCUCAGGACAGAAGACUACCAAGAUGCAGAGCAGUUCUCUGAAGAUUUCAAGUUACUUAUAAACAAUGCCAAAGCUUACUAUUCGGCUGAAAGUUCGGAGUACAGAGCUGCCUGUAAGUUAUGGGAUCUGUUUCUAACCACGAAGAGUACCCUGCUUCGGGGAGGAGAUGUCGAGGAUGAUGAGGAAGAAGAGGAAAGUGAAGAUGCAGACAACCCAGGAGUCUCUACAGAGGAGGAGAUGUCACCCAACUAUAUGAAGGGGAUCUUAGAGCAGCUGUUGGAGACUCUUCUAUCUUAUACUGAUUCUUCAGGGAGAUUAGUUAGUGAACUUUUCCAGAAACUGCCAUCUAAACUGCAAUACCCAGACUACUAUGCCAUAAUUAAGGAGCCAAUAGAUUUGCGAACCAUAGCUCAGAGGAUACAGAUGGGACAUUACAAAUCCAUCAAUGCCAUGGCCAAGGACAUUAUUCUUUUGACCAAAAAUGCCAAAGCCUACAAUGAACCUGGAUCACAAGUAUAUAAGGAUGCAAACACAAUCAAGAAGGUCUUUAUCCAAAGGAGGACUGAACUUGAACAGGCAGAACCAACAAAAUCCAGCCUCCGCAUCAGGAAUCGGAGGUCUGCUCAGGGUGAUCGUCUGCCUGCUAUAACCAUGUCUCUGCAGCCUGGCUCAGAGAGUGAUGAAGACUCCAUUCUCUCAGGCUCUGUGCGCUAUGAUGCUGGGGAGAUGGAGUCUGAAAGUGGGCACACCCGACUAGCUACUGCUGACCCAAUCUUCCAGUUAUACCAAGCUGUUCGAGGGGCCCGUAAUACUCAGGGUCAGCUCAUCGCUGAGCCGUUUCUCCAGCUACCUUCACGCAGAGAGUACCCUGAUUACUACCAGCAGAUCAAAAACCCAAUUUCUAUCCAGCAAAUCAGAGAAAAAAUGCGGAAUGGGGAGUAUGAGGGAAUUGAGCAGAUGGAAUCGGACCUUAAUUCUAUGUUUGAGAAUGCUAAACGCUACAAUGUCCCCAAUUCUGCCAUUUACAAACGUGCUCAAAAAUUGCAGCAAAUAAUGCAGCUAAAAAGAAGAGAAUUUCGAGAUGAUGAUGAGGGAGACAGUUUGCUUUCCCCUAUGACCCCUGACAUUGGAAGCAGUAAAAGAAAAAGUCAUAAGAAGAACACCAAGAAAAACAGGAUGAAAGCAUUGUAUGCAGCAGUGACCGAGGCACGGGAAGCAGGUACAGGUCGACGCCUCUGUGAUCUCUUUAUGGUGAAGCCUUCAAAGAAGGACUACCCUGACUACUACCAGGUUAUCUUAGAGCCCAUGGACCUGCGCACCAUUGAGGGCAAUAUCCGUGCUGAACGCUAUGUCAGUGAGGAGGGUCUCAUAAAUGACAUGAAGCUCAUGUUCCGCAAUGCCCGCCACUAUAAUGAGGAAGGGUCUCAGGUUUACAAUGAUGCAAACAUUCUAGAAAAGAUGGUGAUAGAAAAACAAAAGGAACUUGGACCUUUACCAGAGGAUGACGAUGUUGGCUCACCUAAGCUCAAACUACGGAGGAGUGGGGGUGCUGCAUCUCCCAAGAAAUCCCGUUCUCAGACGUCCCUGCAGCAGAAACUGGGCAAGCUCUAUGAAGCUGUUUCUGGUUUCACAGACAGUCGCGGACGUCGCCUAAGCACAGUGUUUCUGCGUCUGCCAUCACGUUCUGAGCUGCCUGAUUACUAUGCAGCCAUCAAGCGGCCUAUUGACAUGGAACGUCUGCGUAGCUACAUGCUUCAGGGCCGCUACCAGGACAUAGAGUCGAUGGCAGAAGACUUCAUUCUUAUGUUCAACAAUGCCUGUACAUACAAUGAGCCCGAGUCGCUCAUCUACCGCGAUGCACUGCUGCUCCACAGAGCUUUUCUUGAUGCACGCCGCACCCUUGAGAAGGAGGAGGAGGAGGGAGAGGAAAAGGUGGGAUCUCAAUUGGCAGUAGCUCCACUGGUUUGCGAACUUAUUAGGAACCUGUUUGUGUCAGUGAUGGGCCAUCAGGAUGACGAGGGCCGGUGCUAUAGUGAUUCGCUUGCAGAGGUGCCCGCUGUGGAUCCUGCCAACACGGAGGACCCACCCCUUAGCUUGGAGAUAAUUCGUAACAACGUAGAGUGUACGCGCUAUCGGAGAUUGGAUGUGUUUCAAGAGCAUUUCUUUGAGGUUCUGGAGAAAGCCAGACGCCUUAAUAGAACUGACUCUGAGAUCUUUGAGGACUCGAUUGAGCUGCAGCAGUUCUUUGUGAAGAUUCGAGAUGAACUAUGCAAGAACGGUGAGAUUCUCCUUUCCCCAGCACUCAGCUACACAUCUAGACAUCUGCAUGCAGAUGUGGAGCAAGAAAAGAGAGAGAAGCUGCCUCAGGAAGUGGAGGAAGAUAGACUCAAAGCAGAGGAAGAAAAGAAAGAGGAGGAAAAGACAGAGGGUGUUACAAAGGAACAGUGGUCAUCAGGCCUUCAGAACACCUAUACUCAAGACUGCAGCUUUGAGAACAGCACCUACAGUGUAGGAGACUUUGUGUAUGUGGAGCCAUCUGAAGCCAACCUCCAGCCCCACAUAGUAAGCAUCGAGAAACUAUGGAAGGAUGAGGCUGGUGAACAGUGGAUGUUUGGCUCCUGGUUUUACAGACCAGGUGAGACCUUCCACGUGGCUACACGAAAGUUCCUGGAAAAGGAAGUAUUUAAGAGUGACUACUAUAACAAGGUUCCAGUCAGUAAGAUACUGGGAAAAUGCAUGGUCAUAUUUGUAAAGGACUAUUUUAAACUUCAGCCUGAGGGCUUCAAGCCCGAGGAUGUCUUCGUCUGCGAGUCUCGUUAUGCAACACGGACCAAGGCCUUUAAAAAGAUUAAAUUGUGGAGCGUGCCACCAAGCUCUGUGAAGUUAAUCCCUCGUGAUGUGCCAUUACCUGUAGUUAGAGUUGCGUCCAUGUUUGUCAAGGCUGCAAAUCGUGACCAGGACAAGAUGGCAGACGCCGCGAAUGAUCAUGGUAGCUUUAUUGAAAAAGAGAGAGAGGCUGUUCCAGUAGAGGUGGCCAAUGGUGAACCUGGAUGUCAGUACUAUGAACAGCUAUGCUAUAAUAACAUGUGGCUGAAAGUGGGUGAUUGUGUCUACAUUCGUUCUCAUGGGUUGAUACGGUCAAGAAUUGGCAGGAUCGAGAAGAUGUGGGAGCAGGAUGGAGUAGCUUUCUUCUUUGGGCCCAUAUUCAUCCAUCCUGAGGAGACUGAACAUGAGCCCACAAAGAUGUUCUACCAGCGUGAAGUGUUCCUGAGCAACCAGGAGGAGACCUCCCCUAUGAUGUGUAUUUUAGGAAAGUGUGUAGUCUCCUCCUUUAAGGACUUCAUUUCCUGUAGGCCCACUGAGUUUGCAGAGGAAAAUGUACACGUGUGUGAGAGCCGCUAUAUUGAGAGUGAGAAGCAGAUGAAAAAAUUUAAAGGUCUCAAACGAUUCUCCCUUUCAGCCAAAGUGGUGGAUGAUGAGAUUUACUACUUCAGAAAGCCGCUUGUGCCUUCCAAGGAACCAUCUCCCUUGCUGGAUAAAAAGAUUGAAGAGCUAGAGGCCAAAUUUGCAGAUGUUGAGGACCUGGAUGAAGAUCUAGAUGAGCUAGAGGACGAGGAUGAUGAUGCACCAGCAACACCCUCCAUGCCCCAGCAUCAGAGUUCACUGAUGAGCGAUAUGGACCUUCCAAACUUGCCUUUACAGUCCACACCAAAGACGAUGAAAGGUCUUUCCAAAAAAGAAGGCGCUAAGCGCAAGAUCAACAUGAGUGGAUACAUUCUGUUUAGCAGUGAGAUGCGAGCUGUCAUCAAGGCCCGACACCCUGAUUUCUCCUUUGGAGAGCUGAGUCGUCUUGUAGGAACGGAGUGGAGGAACCUGGAAUCUACUAAGAAGUCAGAGUAUGAAGAGCGGGCAGCUAAACUGGUAGAACAACAGGAACGAGAAAGGGCCCUUCAACAGCAGCAUCAGCAGCAGCAACAGCAGCAGGCAGCAGCUUCUCCAAGAGCAGGCAUGAUGGGAAAUUAUGGCCCACCCUUCAUGCCUAUGCAGGGUCCUCCUGAUGGCAUGAUGGGUAUGGGUGGCACACCUCCUCACACCAUGGGGGUGCCCGCAUUGCCACCUCAGCACUACUUUACAUCCAGCAUGGCUGGGUACCCUGGUAUGCUCCAUCCUGGUGGAAUAGGACCUGGAAUUAAUAGUAUGGCUGGAAGUCCUAGUCCAGCCAACCCUUACGGUCUUCAGAUGGGUGCAUAUGGCCCUGGGCAGGUGGCUCCUCCUCCAUACCCAGGUCAGAGUCAACAGGGCCAGUCUUCCCACCAACCGCAAGGGGCGCCCAUGUUUGUAGCACCGCCUCCCAGGCCACAGCGUCUCCUGCAUUCAGAAGCCUACUUGAAAUACAUAGAAGGACUCAAUGCAGAUUGCCCCACUAUCAGCAAAUGGGACCAGAGCCUUAAGGCUCAAAGAAAAGAUUCUCGCCUCAGUAGGGAGCAGGAAAGCCGGCUUCCUUCUCAUUGGCUGAAGAGCAAAGGUGCUCACACCACAAUGGUUGAUGCGUUGUGGCGACUGAGAGAUUUAAUGAUGAGAGACACUCUCAGCAUCCGACAAGCUUACAACCUUUAACCGUUACACUUGACACUCAGAACUCCUAUUUAUGCAAGAUGAUACUUCAACCAAAUCCAAUAUCAGUGUAAAGAAGUUGAUUGUUUAGUAUGUUCCACAGCAAUAACAAUGUCAGCUUUUUGUAUAAAUGAGAUUUUAAUCCUUUACAUGAAUUCUUAUUGAUGCACUGGAAUUAUCACAAAUGCAUUAUCUAACUUAUAACUACUGAUAUCAUGGAAGAUCAUGUUCCUGAUGACAGUGUUAAGUUUUAGAACUGUUUAUUUGAAAUGAUGAGUAUGCACAAAAGCUCAAUUAACAACUGAUUUUAUCUAUUCCAUUUAUCCCAUGUUAAUGGAUGUAUUGAAAGAUCACCUCAAACACUGAUUUAAUAGAGAGGUAUCUAGCUUUAACCACUUUUAUGUCUUAUUUAUGAAACAUCACAUCAGGUGGACAUGCUGUAACACAGUUGUAUGUUUAAUGAUAUUUUUAAUGUGUUGGAAUAAGCUUGGUUUGUCUUUAUUUAAUUGGCAGUUUAAUAUUUUUGAUUUUUUGGGGGGGUAAAAAUGAUAUUAAAAAAAAGUUUGUAUUUGUGUUUUGAUUACUAACUCAUAAAAUUUGACAUUUAAAAUAUUCAUUGUUGCCUAUUUUUAUUUAGUAUUUCAUUUGUGUACUAUAAAUUUAUACUGUGUACUGAUCCGUUUCUCCAGUCACUGCUGUGUCACAUUAAAAUUCAGGUGUGAAUGUGUUGCAU
This is a messenger RNA of Clarias gariepinus (North African catfish), 5759 nucleotides long. It is a transcript of the gene pbrm1l, whose product is annotated as polybromo 1, like. Gene Ontology annotation, biological process: chromatin remodeling. The coding region runs from base 119 to 5029 and encodes 1636 amino acids. Lineage: Eukaryota; Metazoa; Chordata; Actinopteri; Siluriformes; Clariidae. The transcript has 30 exons. Gene Ontology annotation, molecular function: protein binding; chromatin binding. Gene Ontology annotation, cellular component: RSC-type complex. The record is from RefSeq and is a predicted model, not a curated record.